AUGGUCGAGGCCAUUGGUGACCGGAUCGAGGCCAGAGUCGAUCCCGCUCAUAUUGACGGUAGCGGCGACCCAGUGCGCAAGCUGUCCGCUGAGGCACACCAUGUCAAAAAGCGUGUGGCCGAGUCUCCAGACCGAGAUGAUUCUGACCAGCAUGAUGGCCUUCCCACCCAGGUUGAGUUGGCUACGCUGCGUCGCGUGCCGGCGAAGAUCCCAUGGCGAGUGUACACGAUUGCUUUCGUCGAGCUUGUCGAGCGCAUGAGCUACUACGGCACUGUAGCGCUCUAUUCCAACUUCAUAGCAAAGCCGCGUAAGAAAGACGACGGCACUUGGGUGACCACUCCCUGGGGCGCCGCUCUCCACCCGAAGGAUGCCAACGCCACACCUGGAGCUCUUGGGCUGGGAAAGAAGCAUGCGUACAGCAUUGCGACCUUCAAUCAGUUCUACAUUUACCUGUGCCCUUUCCUCGGUGCCUGGAUCGCUGACACGUACCUCGGCCGUUACAAGACCAUCGUGUACUCGGUCAUCAUUGCGGAGAUUGGCCACGUGCUCUUGGUGAGCUCGUCGACACCGUCGUUGCUCGAUAAGCCGACGAAUGCGUUUAGCUUGUUUAUGUUCGGGAUACUGAUCAUGGGUCUCGGAACCGGAACGUUUAAGCCCAACAUCUCGCCACUCAUUGCGGAGCAGAUUCCCCAGGAUGUGCCGCGUGUCGACACUGACAAGAAAGGCCGCCGCGUUAUCGUUGAUCCCGCCGAGACUGCAACCCGCAUUUACAAUUGGUUCUACAUGUUCGUCAAUAUUGGGGCUCUGAUAGGCCAACUCUCCAUGGUGUAUAUCGAGCGAUACGUCGGAUUCUGGCCUGCGUUCCUUAUUCCUACGGCCUUCUUCCUGUUGGCAUUCCCAGUCCUAUUCUUCUGUAAGAAGAUGUACAUCCACACCCCACCGUCUGGCAGCGUGCUCGGCCCGGCUAUCAAGUUGCCUUGGCUUGCAAUGAAGGGCCGUUGGAGCUGGAACCCUAUCCGAACCUGGAAGAACGCUCGCAGUGGGUCUUUCUGGGACAGUGUUAAGCCGUCGCGUCUGGGAUCCGCAAAGCCGGCGUGGAUGGUCUAUGACGACGCAUGGGUGGACGAGGUUGCGCGCGGGUGGGCAGCCUGUGGUGUCCUUCUCUGGCUCCCGCUGUACUGGCUUUCCUACAACCAACUCAACAGCAACCUCAUCCAACAAGCCGACACCAUGCAGCUCCACGGCGUCCCCAACGACUUGCUCCAGAAUCUCGACCCAAUCGCCAUCAUCAUCCUAGUUCUUCUCCUCGACCUGCUUAUCUAUCCAGCUCUUCGCAAGGCAGGCAUCCGGUUCACGCCCAUCAAGAAGAUCUUCACGGGCUUCAUGCUCGCCACCGCAGGUAUGGUCUGGGCCUGCAUCAUCCAAUACUACAUCUACCGCAAAUCUCCAUGUGGAAUGAUGAUGGAGGAAAACGAGUGCCGAUCCGACAUCAACGUGUGGUCCCAGACAGGCGUUUACAUCCUCAUCGCAGCUUCUGAGAUCAUGGCGUCCGUCGUGUCUCUCGAAUACGCCUUCACCAAAGCCCCCAAGAGCAUGCGCAGCCUUGUGCAGGCGUUCAGCUUGUUCACUAGUUCGCUUUCGGCGGCGCUGGGCGAGGCAUUCACUCCUCUGUCUGCGGAUCCACACCUGACGUGGAACUAUGGCAGUGUUGCUAUUAUCUGCUUUGUUAGUGGGGUAGCGUUCUGGUUCACGUACCGGGACAUGGAUAAGGACGAGGACCGGCUCAAUAUGCUACCUAGCGGAAAACAUCUCGGUGCACCCUCUGAUGCUGGGACGGGGACUGACGUCGAAUUGGCGCCUGCCGCUAAGGCGUAA
Didymosphaeria variabile is the source of this 1875-nucleotide messenger RNA. RefSeq lists its product as uncharacterized. The record is from RefSeq and is a predicted model, not a curated record. Gene Ontology annotation, biological process: transmembrane transport; oligopeptide transport. Gene Ontology annotation, cellular component: membrane. NCBI's taxonomy places the organism in Eukaryota, Fungi, Ascomycota, Dothideomycetes, Pleosporales, Didymosphaeriaceae. Bases 1 to 1875 code for a protein of 624 amino acids. The transcript has 6 exons. Gene Ontology annotation, molecular function: dipeptide transmembrane transporter activity.